Messenger RNA from Parnassius mnemosyne (clouded apollo), 1077 nucleotides. The record is from the annotation of a GenBank genome assembly. NCBI's taxonomy places the organism in Eukaryota, Metazoa, Arthropoda, Insecta, Lepidoptera, Papilionidae.
AUGAUUAAACCACUUCUAGGAAUACAAGAAAUCCAUCCAACAAAAGUAAAACAGCAGCAGCAAGAAAAAACUAUCAAGAUAGAGGCGAAAAGUGAGGGACGAAAUGGGGGAGCUGAGGCUUUGCUGCGGCGGCACGGCAUUACUUUGCUUCCUACUGACGAUGGCAGCACAGUACUGAGUGCGCUGCAGAGUGGACGCACCGUCGUGCUAUCUGAUGCGGGGAAACUGAUGUUAAAAGAGAGCGGCGCUUUAAACACCUCAGUCAAUUUAACUCCGAAAAGAAGCACAAGUGGAGCAAACGUUGUAACAAGUAUAGGAAUUGUUAGUAGUGCGGGUGGCGUUAGUAAUACUGGGGUCUGUAGCUCAGUGGGUGCUGGCUCCACGGGGGGCAUUAAUGUGAGUGCGGGCGUGGGGGGUGCGACGUCAUUGGGGGGUGCGGUGUCAGUGGGGGGUGUGGCGGCAGCUGGGGGUUCGGGGGGUGUGGUUUUGACUGCGAAGGCGGUUAAGUCUCCACCGCGAGCCGGCCUCAAGGUGUUCACGCUGAACGGCCUCACCAGCCUCGCCAACUUGCCAACCACACCGAUCCGGAGAGUCAUCAACCCGCAGGAUUUGCAGCAAGUGAAGAUCGUGAAACUACCACCCGACGCCACAAUUAUAUCUCCCUCCAAAGUGUUGCCUUUGAAGGCGAAAAAGAAAAUUUCCCAACGGACCCCCGUCAAGAUCGUUAUGAACAAGAGUAACUUUGAGAAGCUUAUUGCUACUGCGAAUAAGACAACAGUGACGAGUGCAGCGAGUGAAGUUAGUGGUUCAGGGUUUGUCGGGCAAGGUGUGGUGAGUGGGGGGCUCGCGGAUGUUGUGAUAGAUGAGAGUGCGGGCAAUGAGGUGUCUGGGGAGACGGGCGAGGCGGGCGAGGCGGGCGAGGUGGGAGAGGCGGGUGUGGAGGGGGGCGCGUGGUGCGCGCGCUGCGCGGCGUGCGCGUGCGGCGGCGCGGCGCGGCUGGCGGCGGCCGAGCGCGCGCUGCGCCGCCUGGCCGCCGACCUGCACGCCGCACGCGCCGCGCAAGCUCACGCGCAAUGA